This is a messenger RNA of Acanthoscelides obtectus, 2253 nucleotides long. Lineage: Eukaryota; Metazoa; Arthropoda; Insecta; Coleoptera; Chrysomelidae. The record is from the annotation of a GenBank genome assembly.
UUUUAUAUCACAGAAAUAGAACUAUCUCUCAAUUUCCGUAUUCUUCACAAACGACCUUGGAACCCAACGCGCUAUCAUAUCCAAGCGCACUUGGCGAUAUUUUUGCUAGUAAAAUGGCUUCCAAACAAAUCGAAAGAUAAUGUCCGGGCGCAGUUAUCUUUGAUUAUUUCUUUUUAGACCACACUUGAAGAAGCGAUAACGUACGUUCAUCGUCUCAUAUAAAUUAUUGUAAAAACGUAUCGUUUGUUGUUUAUUUCUCCAGUUGUAUAGUCAGUUCGGAGAUGACCAGUGAUUGUGAUAGUAUCUGUUUUAACUAUGACAGCAUUUUGUGCAAAUGGUGAGUGCACACGAUAUUGAAGACAUUCUUUACUAUUUGUGUCUUCACUACGUUAUCUAUUCUUGCUGGAGUGCUUGUGAAAAGCAGCAAUGAAGGAUUUGAUUAGAAACUAUAAGCUAACAAUCAAGAACAGGACCGAUGAGGAGUCAGAUUGCGAUCCUAUAGUUAGUUCAGCGUCUUCUGCUUAUGACUAUGGAGCUUGCAAUUCGGGUAUAUUUGGACAUGACUUCAGUACAGCGAGCGAGGACGAAACUGUCAAGACUACCGUUACCGUAUCAAGAUAUCCCAGUCAAGAUGCAAAUAGGCAAGUAUUAACGUCGUUUGUAAAUGUGUAUGAGAAGCUAAAAGGCGUGACUAGUGCGAAUUUAGGUGAAAGAUUCAACAAAAUUGCAGAGCUAGGAAGAAAUAAGUUUGAAGAUACUUUUUUGAUAGGGAUCGAAACCAGUGGCAAGGCCAGCAGUUGGGAGACCUUGCACAAUUUUCCAAUAUGUCAACAGGAAGAACACACUACACACUCUAUAGUUACAAUAUUUGCGAUAUGGAACACAACUAUGGGUUCAUCGUUAUUAGCAAUGGCGUGGGGUGUCGUAAGAACCGGCUUUUUUCCCGCCGUUAUUAUCAUGCUGGCGAUAAGCGGACUGUGUUUGUACACCACGCACGUUUUGCUGAGCGUAAAUAAGAAGCACGGCAUUAUUAGUAGUAACUUCGAAGUACCAGAGCUUUGUAGACUCCUACUGGGAAAAUGGGCUGAAGUUAUGGCUAGGAUUUUCUCCAUGAUAGUACUCAUAGGGGCGGAUAUAGUGUACUGGAUACUUAUGUCGAAUUUCCUGUAUAACUUCGUCUCUUUUGUUUAUGAUGCUUUCCAUGGGAAUUCGACAGAAGAAAUGACGAAUGCAGUCUUGUGCCCGAAAAAUAUCGUUCUGAAUCUCAAUACCACCUACGUGUUCAAUCCUUCUAUGGAAAACUCAACGUUUUAUAACAUCUGGGAUUUGUACAGUACCGUCCCUGUGAUAUUAGCUGUGAUAAUGUUUCCUUUAUUAAAUUUUAAGAGCCCUACAUUCUUCACUAAGUUUAAUAGUUUAGGAUGUGUUCCUAUACGUCACUCUUGGUACGAUCAGUGUUACCUACCUUUUGAUAUUCGUAGCCAUAAAGUCUUUUUCCUGGGGUCCUCAUAUGCAGAGUUGGUCGGAAGAAUGGACCCUGAAGGCGACUUUCCCUUCGCUUACAGGAAUGCUGUCCAUGAGUUAUUUUAUACAUAAUAUCAUCAUCACAAUAAUGAGGCACAACCGACAUCAAGAAAAGAAUGGUCGUGAUUUGACGAUAGCUUUUAGUUUAAUAACCUUCACUUAUCUUUUCAUCGGUGUUGUCUUCUACGUUGGGUUUCCAUUAGCGAAAACGUGCAUUGAAGAUAAUCUCUUAAACAAUUUUUCAAAACGAGACACAUUGACCUUGAUAUCGAGGCUACUUCUCCUGUUCCAACUGUUCACUGUAUUCCCACUGAUAACUUAUAUGUUGAGGCAGGAUAUAUUGACGAAUCUCAAUGGCAUAUUUAAACUGGAUUCUACUUUUGGAUAUACCAAGAUCAUGUGCAUCAAUUUUGUCGUUGUACUGACAUGCAUCAUGUUCGCCUGUUUUCUCCCUAGGAUUGGAACAUUGAUAAGGUACACCGGAGCUUUAAGUGGAUUGGUGUACAUCUUUCUCCUACCAAGCUUAUUGCAGAUGGCCUCACUUAAGAAAGACGAUCGUUUGACAGCGCCUAAAGCUAUAUUCUAUUGCUGUAUUAUAGUUAUCGGAUCUUUGAAUUUGUUUUCACAGUUCUUCAUCAGUGAUACUCAGUAGAAUUUUAUUUUUUUAAAAUCAACUUUUAUACUUAAUUUCUUAUUUAUUAGCAGUUUUAAAUACAUCCUCUGAGCUUU